AUGGCAACGCAGAAGGCACAGGGGACAUAUGAAGAGCAGUAUAAUCUUCUGGAGAGUUAUGCGAAUGAGCUGAAGAAAAGAAUUCCAGGAACUUCUGUCUGGAUCCAGACUGAGCUACAAGAAAAUCCAGGUCAUCACAGGAGAGCAGGUUGCAGACCUAUCAUAGGUCUUGAUGGAUGUCAUUUAAAGGGUGUGCACAAGGGCCAGUUGUUGUCUGCAGUAGGGAUCGAUGGCAACAAUGGCAUGUACCCGAUUGCGUAUGCAAUUGUAGAGCAAGAAACAAGGGAUUCUUGGACCUGGUUUCUAACAUUCUUGAGAGAGGACCUCCAGAUAUACUCUUCAGUGCAUUAUGCAUUCAUUUCAGAUAAGCAAAAGGGACUGGAGCAGUCAAUCAAGGACCUCUUUCCCAACUCUGAGCAUAGGCAUUGCGUACGACACUUGCACAACAACUUGAAGGGAGAUGGCCACACUGGUUUGGCUUUAAAGCAACUUCUCUGGGCAGUGGCACGAGCUAAUACUAUGUCUCAGUAUGACAAGGCAAUGGAGGAAUUGCAGAAGGCAUCUUUCUUGGCUUGGAAGUGGUGUGUUGACAGGCCAGCUUGCCAUUGGUCUAGGUCACACUUUAAGGAUCAGAUUAAGUGUGACAUCCUUCUGAACAACCACAGUGAGUCAUUCAAUAAGAGCGUCUUAGAUGCAAGGAAAAAACCAAUUCUUCCAUGUUUGGAGGAUAUUAGGAAAGCACUGAUGGUGAGGUUAAACCAUAGGAGGAAUUCUGCUGCUAAGUGGAGGUGCAUGGUAGGGCCUAGAAUUGAGAAGUUGUUAAAGAAAAAUGCAGUCUGGAGCCAUGAAUACAGAGCACUUGAGUCUAGUGACAUGAGGUUUGAAAUACAGGGAAGGGGUGUUGCUUGCCAGAGUGGAGUUGUGAGUCAGCAUUCUGUGCAGCUGGACACCAUGUCAUGCACCUGA
This is a messenger RNA of Rosa rugosa (rugosa rose), 966 nucleotides long. RefSeq lists its product as uncharacterized. The coding region runs from base 1 to 966 and encodes 321 amino acids. The record is from RefSeq and is a predicted model, not a curated record. The transcript has 2 exons. NCBI's taxonomy places the organism in Eukaryota, Viridiplantae, Streptophyta, Magnoliopsida, Rosales, Rosaceae.